Mytilinidion resinicola is the source of this 970-nucleotide messenger RNA. RefSeq names its product beta-lactamase/transpeptidase-like protein. Lineage: Eukaryota; Fungi; Ascomycota; Dothideomycetes; Mytilinidiales; Mytilinidiaceae. The transcript has 2 exons. The record is from RefSeq and is a predicted model, not a curated record. The coding region runs from base 75 to 800 and encodes 241 amino acids.
CGUCAAGCCCUGCUCUCCUUAAAACCAGUUCUAGCCCCUUUGCAACGGUUCAGGCCGCUUUUCAUAUACACAACAUGGAAGACGUCACCACCAUCAAACAUCGAUUGUCGGCAGUUCGAGACGCAAUCGUCUCCAUUAUGAGCAUUGGCGGCGCGCCAGGGGCUGCCAUUGCCGUCAUCCACGAAGGCCAAACAGUAUACUCUGAUUAUCUGGGCUUCCGCGAUAUUGCGAACAGUAUCCCCGUGGACGAAGAAACAAUCUUUCCCUGUGCUUCCAUGACCCAGGCAGUGGUUUCCGCCGCUGUAGGAAUCUGUCUCGAGGAAGAAAAGUUCGGUUGGGAUACUCCAGUCAAAGACAUCUUGCCCAAAUUUCACACUCGAGAUGAGACGCUCCACCACCAAAUGACGCCCGUGGAUCUUGUUUCACAUCGUGCUGGAAUGCAGUCAUCUCUCUGCUGGCUCGGGAACAUAAACAACGUGCUCAUUGCAAAUAAGAACAGCAUGAACUUCAUCAAUGACCUGCAGAGAGUGAAACAAUUCCGUGGAGAGUACCUUUACAACAACUUGGGCUACGAGGCUGCCGCCCAUGUCCUCGCGAAGGCAACGAAUGGGAAUGGGAAGACCUGCAUCAAAGACCUCGUAAAGUUGUAUACGGUAUUCCUAGACGCUGGAGCAGACCAGUUCGCUACGGGGCUGACAGCCACGCCAGGAUCGCCAUUGAAUCAACUUCCGCGCCUAUGGUUGGCGAACAUCUCUAUGAACCCCAUCUCGCGGCACGAAACAUCAUAUGCCGUGGGUUGAGCAUGAGUUCAGACCCCAGGACCCUGGGAGCCAUUGGCUUGAACCCAGAUCUUCUCUCGCCAAAGCCUGUGCCACACGUUGCUCGUAAGCACCCAUCGGAGCUAAUUCUCUACCAUAAAGGUAGCAUGCCAGGCAACUUGGCCGCCAUCAAUCUCGUUCCUCGUACCCGU